AAAGAGUAAUAGAGAGGAGAAGAAGAUGGAGAGAAAGAGUGAUACAAUCGUCCUCUAUCCAUCUCCAGGGAUGGGCCACCUUAUAUCGAUGGUCGAGCUUGGAAAGCGGAUACUCUCCAUUACCUCUGCCUUUUCCACCAUCUCCAUCCUCAUCCCGGAAGCCCCUAUCAACACCGGUUCCACUGCUCCUUACAUCCGUCGCGUCUCAUCUUCCCAUCCAUCUAUCACCUUCCACCAUCUCCCUUCCCCCAUCUCUCUCUCCUCCUCCUCCUCUCCUUCUGCCCACCCAGAAACCUUCGUGUUCCGAUGCCUCCAACUCAACAACCCCAACGUCCUUCAAACCCUCCAAUCCAUCUCCCUCUCUUUUUCUAUCCGCGCCCUUAUCUUCGACUUAUUUUGUGCUCCUGUUCUCGACGUCACUGCCAAACUCAACAUCCCUGCCUACUGCUUCUUCACUUCAGGAGCUGCUGUCCUUGCUGUCUUCCUUCACUUCCCCAUCCUCCAUCGCCUCCACUCCACAAACUACAAAGACAUGCACAUCCCUCUCCAUGUGCCGGGCGUGCCACCCUUCCCUGCUUCCUCCAUGCCUCUCCCCAUGCUCGAUCGUGAUGACGAAGCCUACCAUUUCUUACUCUACUUCACUUCCCAGCUAACCAAAUGCAGCCGUGUCAUCGUCAACUCCUUCGACGCGCUCGAGCCCCGAGCCAUGAAGGCCAUCUUGGAUGGAGCCUGCGUUCCGGAUGGUCCCACGCCGCCCGUCUCUUGUAUCGGGCCGUUGAUCGCACCCGGCGACAGUCCUGAUAAGUCUGACUGCUUGGCGUGGCUCGACUCGCAGCCACGGCGGAGCGUGGUGUUCUUGUGCUUUGGUAGCUUGGGGCUUUUCUCAGCUGCGCAGCUGAAGGAGAUAGCGGUGGGGCUAGAGAAGAGCGGGCAGAGGUUCUUGUGGGUGGUGCGCAGUCCGCCCACAGAAGACAAGACCCAGCGCUUUUUAGCACCGCCAGAGCCUGAUUUAGACGCUCUACUGCCGGAUGGCUUCGUGGAGCGGAGCAAAGACAGGGGAAUGGUGGUAAAGUCGUGGGCCCCACAGGUGGCAGUGUUGAAACGGGAAUCGGUAGGUGGGUUCGUGACUCACUGCGGUUGGAACUCAGCUUUGGAAGCAGUGUGCGAGGGGGUGCCGAUGUUGGCCUGGCCCCUCUACGCAGAGCAGCAUAUGAAUAGGGUUUUUAUGGUGGAGGAGAUGAAGAUUGCUCUCCCAUUAGAAAUGGACGACAAGGGGUUCGUGAACGCGUCUCAGUUAGAGAGAGGGGUUUUAGAGCUUAUGGAUUCUGAACAAGGAAAGGCCCUCUCUCAACGGCUCUUGGAUAUGAAAGUGAGUUCGAUGGCAGCUAUGAGUGAGGGCGGCUCUUCUUACACCGCCUUAACUGAGUUAGCCCAGUUAUGGAUUGGUGGUUGAGAAGAAUCAUCUGCUCUUAUAUUUCUUUCUUUUCAUUUUCAUGUAACUCAUAUGUUGAGAAAUCAUUGUAUGAUUGUAAUUUUAAUAUUGUGCUAAUGCACCAUCGCUACACUAUUGACUGUA
Molecule: messenger RNA, 1576 nt
Organism: Magnolia sinica
Lineage: Eukaryota; Viridiplantae; Streptophyta; Magnoliopsida; Magnoliales; Magnoliaceae
Product: UDP-glycosyltransferase 88A1-like
Exons: 1
Coding region: 26-1453 (475 amino acids)
Molecular function (GO): UDP-glycosyltransferase activity
Source: RefSeq, a predicted model, not a curated record